CUAGAGGAGCAGACAGGAGAAGCGGAGGCGGAAGCGAUGCUGCACGGCGGUGGGUCGCGAGCACCGGCGAAGCCACGGCGCCCCAGCUCCCACUCUCACUCCCGCCAGCGGGCGCCGUCCCCGCCCACUCCGUCGCGCCGAGCGAGCGGGGCUGUCGCUUCGGCUUCCCACGAAUCGAAGGAGCAGUCGGCGUUGGAAGCUCCGGUGAUGUCUUCCGUGGAAGAGACAUCGUUCACGUUUGAGUUCAAAAGGGCAAAGAAGGCAAUGACGCCGCCGUCGCUGCUGCCGGUGGAUGAGCCGAGGGGCGAAAACAAUUCAAGAGAGGGCCUCUCCAACAAGCCAAGCGCUGUCCCUGCGAAGAAAGACACGCCGAAGCAGGUGGAGUUCACCCAUUGCUCGCCUGGUAUUGUUGGCAGGCUGAUGGGCCUAGACACCGUGCCUCGCCCCAAGAAAUCUCUUGACCGCUGCCAGAGUGACACCCGGGGUAACCGGCGACACUUGUCAGGAGUUGCUCGAGGCGUGGACAGCGCUUCGUCUGGGGAUCAGGCAUGUAACACCAGUUCUGAUGAGCUGCCAGCAUUUAACGAUGUUUUCGAGGUAACAGAGAUGGAGAACAUGGCGAUGCAUGGGCCGCUGCAGCCUGGAAAUCAGGAGCCAUAUCUGACAAACAUUGAAGCUGAUCUUGAAUUUGUGAGGCAAAAGUUCUUGGAUGUUAAGCGCCUUGCCACUGGCGAAGGGAAUAUGAACUCUAAGGAGUUCAGCGAAGCACUCGAGGUACUGCACUCCAAAAGGGAUGUUUUCCUUGAAAUCCUUCAGGAGAACAGGACUGCAGUGUCAGGAUUCUCAGGACACAUCCUUAGCCACAGUGGGUUGCAGUGCUCUUCUUAUACCAGCAAUGCUGCUGCUGCUGCUGCUGCACAACCGUUUGAGAAAGAAAUCCCUUGUGGCAUGGAAGGUGUGUGUGACGGGAUGCAUGUCAUACCAAAAGAGUUUGAGGAACCCGUUCCUAGCAUGCCGCCCAGAGAAACUUCAGUUACACCAGUGGCGCCCUUGGCACCAAAUGAGGGCAAGAGUAAAGGCUCAUGCCGUCGCUCUGAAAUCGUUGUUCUGAAGCCAAACCUUCAGAGGAAAAGUUUCACACCUGUUCUCUCUCAAAUUGUUGUUCUGAAGCCAAACCUUCAGAGGAAAAGUUUCACACAUGUUCUAUCAAGCCAAGAAGCAUCACAAUAUAAACAGAAGAGAGAUACACAACAUUUGAAGCCUCCACACCAUAGUAAACAAUUUUCUGUGGCACGAAACGAUGAAGUUCUCGAAGGAGAAAGGGGUUUUGCACUACAGAAGGCUAGAAAGCAAGCACAUAGGAGUGGUAGCAGGAGGAGAUCAUCCCAGGAAGAAUAUAACCUUGAAGCAGAUACUGAGAAGGCAAGAGUUAGUUCUACUUCUACCUCUCAUGAAGACACCGUGCCCAUUUAUUCAAGCAUCCAUUCUUCGGGACCAUCAGUAAGUAGAAAGGCUAGAAAGCACCUCUCGAAAAGAUGGCAAAUGACCUGCCAAUCUGAUUCAGAAGAUUCAAUUCCUAAAGGCAUAAAAACACUAGGUGAAAUGCUCGGACUGUCUGAUAGAGAUGCACCAAGAGAAACCACCCACAUGGUAGGAUCAGAUCCAAACUUCAGUCCCUAUAAUGUGAGAGAGGUGCCAGACAGCCCUCUUGGCAUUAGCAGUAAAGAUGGGUGGAAGACAGGGAUUUACUGUGAAGAUGAUUCAAGAGCUGGUAUAUCAAGGAAUUUUCUCAGGUCCAAAUCUCUUCCAGCCUCAUCUACCACUUCUACAAAAUUAUCAUGCAGGAGACAGUCUGCACCAACCUGUAGGUUGCCCAUUCUGAAAGAUAUAUUGAAUGCACCCACUGAUGAAUCUGAAAAUGCACAUAUCAGGAAGAGAUCACCAAUCAGAAAUGCAAAACAGAGAAAUGAAAAAGCAACUGCCCAUCUAGGAAGGGAAAAUAUGCUACCUGAAAAAGAAAUUCAUGUAACCUCGGAAAUAGCCAGGCACAGCAUCUGCGUUUCUGAUAUUUCUCGGGCAAGCAAUAUACAUACUGAAAAGUGCCCUGAUGAUGCUAUCAAAACUGAGGAUCAGGAAGAGUCUGAUUCUGCUCUUCAACAUGAUUACAAGAAAAAAACACAAGGUUUUAUGGGAUGCUACCAGACAAUAGCAACAUCAUCUCCGGAGACAAAAGAAGUUAUAUCAAUUCAGAAUCAGGAUUGCAUAGAAUUGAAGGAGGAAAGGAACCCAUCAGUGGAGAUUGAAGCUGAUCAAGUCUACACUCGAACAGCAGAAUCAGCAAGUAUUGCAAGUGCUGAAUGUUGUGACUGCUCAAGUCCAUCUGCUUUAUCGCAACAAAGUUCUGGUGAAGAGACUUAUUCUGGAAUCUUUAAAAGCAUCAACGUCGGUAUUCAAGAACUCAAAGAGCAACUGAAGAUGCUGAAGAUGGAAGACCAAAAUGACAUUUGUGGAGACUAUUCUGAUACAUUGUCAAGCGACGAGUUCGAUAAUAUGAACAUCUCAAUAUAUCGAACCAUGGAAGAGCAGUUGUCUAUGUUUAAGGAUGGGGAGGACAGAGAUUUCUCUUAUGUACAGGACAUGCUUGCUAGCGCGUGCGACUUGCCAGAGCACCUAGAAGAUUGGCAAGUGAGCUCAGAUGUGUUCCUUUGUCUUGAAAACAAGUACAGCAAGCUGGUUCUGUGGUCAAAAUCCGACAGGAAACUUCUGUUUGAUCUUGUGAACUCAAUUUUGGCUGACAUGACCAUUCCAGACAUUGGCUUGUGUUCAAAGCUCAUGAUGAAGCGCUGGCCUGAAAUAGAUCACGGACAGUUAACUGAAAUCGUCAGGCAAAUGGUGCAGAAGCGAAGUAACUGUGGGCACUUUUUCUUGGAGGAUGUUCAGCCUUUGCCAUUGGACCAUGGUUCUGAGGUAGAGCUGGUUGGAACGAAGAUUGCCAUGAUGAUCCAUGAUGACAUUAUGACAGAUUUUAUCGUCGGAAUCAUGUCCCAGGAGAACCUCCUUGUUAUCAGCUAAUGUUUAGGGCUGUAGUGGUUUAGCUAGAUUGUUAGGCAGAUGAGUCACAACCUGCAAACCAGUAGUUUGCGAAUACUAGUCUACUAUAUAUAAAAGGCUUGGUU
This is a messenger RNA of Zea mays, 3176 nucleotides long. RefSeq lists its product as uncharacterized. Lineage: Eukaryota; Viridiplantae; Streptophyta; Magnoliopsida; Poales; Poaceae. The coding region runs from base 37 to 3072 and encodes 1011 amino acids. The record is from RefSeq and is marked provisional. The transcript is spliced from 6 exons.